Molecule: messenger RNA, 3371 nt
Organism: Cucumis sativus (cucumber)
Lineage: Eukaryota; Viridiplantae; Streptophyta; Magnoliopsida; Cucurbitales; Cucurbitaceae
Product: receptor-like protein 15
Exons: 9
Coding region: 118-3330 (1070 amino acids)
Molecular function (GO): protein binding
Source: RefSeq, a predicted model, not a curated record
UGAUCUUCUGUUUCAUUUCAAUUUACUAAUUUUAAAAAAAGGAUGGUCCCUGUUCUACUUUCUAUACAUACAGCCUAGUUAAGAAAAUUAAAUUGCAAUAUCAUUCAAAGGUGUAAAAUGAAGUCUAAGUAUUUUAGAGUAUUAUUAAUGAUGUUCAUUGUUCUGGCUCAUAGUUUUCAGAUAUCUAUUGAAUGUGAAGAGGAUGAAAGAUUGGGUUUGUUAGGUAUAAAGAGCUUCUUUUUAUCAUAUGAUAACACCUUCAAGAACUCCAAUAACCCUUUUGAUUCUUGGGUUGGAGCUAAUUGUUGCAAUUGGGAUCGAGUUAAAUGCGAUAAUGAUGAUGAUCUCACUUCUACUGCCUAUGUGAUUGAGCUUUUCCUCCAUGACUUGUUGAGUUAUGAUCCUAAUAACAAUAAUCCAACUUCUUUGUUAAAUGCUUCUCUAUUUCAAGAUUUGAAGCAACUGAAAACUCUUGAUUUGUCUUAUAAUACUUUCUCUCAUUUCACUGCAAAUCAAGGAUUCAAUCAUUUUUCAAGUUUUGAUAAAUUAGAGACUUUAAAUCUUACUGGAAAUUACUUUGAAAAUCAAAUCAUUCCAUCUUUGAUUGGACUUCCGUCGAUGAACAAGUUGGUACUUGAAGGAAAUCUAUUAAAGGGCUCUAUCACUUUACUGGGUUUGGAACACUUGACAGAAUUACAUCUCGGUGUCAAUCAACUCAGUGAGAUCCUACAAUUGCAAGGUUUAGAAAAUUUGACGGUGUUGGAUGUAAGUUACAACAAUAGAUUGAAUAUCCUCCCUGAAAUGCGAGGUUUACAAAAGUUAAGAGUGUUGAAUCUAAGUGGUAACCAUUUGGAUGCAACAAUACAAGGAUUGGAAGAAUUUUCAAGUUUGAAUAAGUUGGAGAUUUUAAAUCUUCAAGAUAAUAAUUUCAAUAAUAGUAUCUUUUCAUCGUUGAAAGGAUUUGUAUCAUUAAAGAUUUUGAAUCUCGAUGAUAACGAUCUAGGUGGCAUUAUUCCUACCGAAGAUAUUGCAAAAUUAACGAGCUUAGAAAUUUUGGAUCUCUCCCACCAUAGUUAUUAUGAUGGAGCCAUACCUUUGCAAGAUUUGAAGAAGUUAAGAGUAUUGGACUUAUCAUAUAAUCAAUUCAAUGGUACACUACCAAUCCAAGGAUUUUGUGAAUCAAAUAGUCUAUUUGAGCUGAAUAUAAAAAACAAUCAAAUCAGAGACAAAAUUCCAGAAUGUAUUGGGAACUUCACUAAUCUUAAAUUUCUUGAUGUCUCACGUAAUCAAUUAAGUGGAGAAAUUCCAAGCACAGCCAUUGCAAAACUCACAUCAAUUGAGUACUUGUCUUUUCUUGACAAUGACUUUGAAGGCUCAUUCUCGUUCUCUUCCUUGGCUAACCACUCAAAACUUUGGUACUUCAUGCUAUCAGGAAGUGAUUACGUUGGAAACAUUAUUCAAGUGGAAACUGAAGAUGAACCUCAAUGGCAACCUACUUUUCAAUUGGAAAUUCUCACACUGAAAAAUUGCAACCUCAAUAAGCAAGCAGCAGCUGCAUCAAACGUUCCUAGUUUUUUACUAUCACAAAAUAAGUUGAUAUAUAUUGAUCUUGCUCAUAACCAUUUGACUGGAGCAUUUCCUUUUUGGUUGUUACAGAAUAACUCUGAAUUGGUGCACUUGGAUUUGAGUGAUAACUUACUUACAGGGCCUCUUCAACUCUCCACUUCCAUCAACAAUUUGAGAGUUAUGGAAAUUUCAAAUAAUCUUUUUAGUGGUCAAUUGCCAACCAACUUGGGUUUUCUUCUACCAAAAGUUGAGCACUUCAACCUAUCAAGAAAUAAUUUUGAAGGCAAUCUUCCUCUAUCUAUAGAACAAAUGAAGAGUCUACACUGGUUGGAUCUAUCCAAUAACAACUUUUCUGGAGAUUUACAAAUUUCUAUGUUCAACUACAUUCCUUUUUUAGAAUUUUUACUUCUAGGAAGCAACAACUUCAGUGGAAGUAUUGAGGAUGGAUUCAUAAAUACAGAAGGAUUCUCUUUGGUUGCCUUGGACAUAUCCAACAAUAUGAUAUCAGGCAAAAUUCCUAGUUGGAUUGGUAGUUUAAAAGGCCUUCAAUAUGUCCAAAUAUCAAAAAAUCAUUUCGCAGGUGAACUUCCCGUAGAAAUGUGUUCACUUUCUCAACUUAUAAUCUUAGAUGUUUCACAAAAUCAAUUGUUUGGUAAAGUGCCUUCCUGCUUCAACUCUUCAUCCUUGGUUUUUAUAUACAUGCAAAGGAAUUACCUCUCUGGAUCUAUACCCCUUGUGUUAUUGUCUAGUGCCUCAAGCCUAAAAAUUCUUGAUCUCAGCUACAACCACUUUUCAGGACAUAUUCCUGAAUGGUUCAAGAAUUUUACAAGCUUGAGGGUUCUUUUGUUGAAAGAGAAUGAGUUAGAAGGUCCAAUUCCUCAACAACUAUGUCAAGUUGAAGCAAUAAGUAUGAUGGAUCUUUCCAACAAUCGACUCAAUGGAUCAAUACCUUCAUGCUUCAAUAAUAUAAUGUUUGGAAUCAUUAAAGGUAAUCAAACUACUCUAACUUUUAAACCUCCUGGAGUCACUACUUAUUCUAUUGGAGAUGAUCCUAAUGUUCAAGAUUGUGGCCCCUACGAUAGGUCUUGUCCUUCAACUAUGCUUUUACCUAUAAUUGAAGUCAAAGUGGAUUUUACUACAAAACAUAGAUCUGAGAGUUACAAAGGGAAUGUUCUAAAUUAUAUGUCUGGACUUGAUUUGUCAAAUAACCAACUAACGGGUGAUAUUCCUUAUCAAAUUGGAGACUUGGUACAGAUUCAUGCUUUGAAUUUCUCUAACAAUAAUCUGGUAGGACAUAUACCAAAAGUAUUAUCCAAUCUUAAACAAUUGGAGAGCUUGGAUCUUUCCAAUAACUUAUUGAGUGGAAAUAUUCCUCCUGAACUUACUACACUCGAUUAUCUUUCUAUCUUCAAUGUGUCAUACAACAAUUUGUCUGGUAUGAUCCCAACGGCACCACACUUCACAUAUCCUCCAAGCAGUUUCUAUGGCAAUCCUUAUCUUUGUGGAUCAUAUAUUGAACACAAAUGCUCAACUCCUAUUUUACCAACAGACAACCCAUAUGAAAAGUUGGAAUUAGAAGUAAAUCAUGGAGGAUUCAUUGAUUUAGAAGCAUUCUUUUGGAGCUUUGCAGCCUCCUAUAUUAUACUUCUCUUGGGAUUUGUAGCAGUUCUAUGUAUAAACCCACAAUGGCGACAGAGAUGGUCUUAUUUUAUUGAAGAUUGCUGUUAUUUCCUUUGUAAAGCUUACCUAAAAUGUAAAAAUUGAAUUGUAUAAUAAAUUAAAAGGAAAAUAAAUUUUCUUAUUCA